GAAGGACGAAUUUGUUUUGUAGCAUUUAAAUCGACAAUGCAAGUCUCCAAUGAUGAAUGGUACAUCUAAACAUUGCAUGCUAGACUUCAGUAUGUAAAUAUCUAGAUUUUUAGGAUUCAAAUCUUAGCCCUCAUCCUUUUCCAAAUAAAAGGAAUCUUGAAUUCAUUUCAUUGGAGCCUUAAAAUAGCAUAAAAACGACGAAGUGUCACUACUAGAGCAACAAGCCAAACAAGCAGUGUCUCAAAUUUUCUAGGGCGAAAAUCCUUCCUCCCUCAUCAAACUAAUUACCAAUCAUCAAUGGCCAACGAAAUGCUCCACGACUUCUUCCCUUUCGUAAGAGUCUACACAAAUGGCCGAAUCGAAAGGCUAAUGGGCCAAGACACCGUUCCCCCGUCGUCUCUCGAUCCAGCCACGGGGGUUCAAUCCAAAGACGUCGACAUCGCGCCGGAGAUCAACCUCUCCGCCCGCAUUUACCUGCCGCCCAACGCCCACCGGAGCAAAAAGCUCCCGCUUCUCGUCUACUACCACGGCGGCGGCUUCGUCAUCGAAUCCGCCUUCUCCGCUCAGUAUCAAAAGCACCUCAACCACUUAGUCGCACAAGCCAACGUGGUCGCCGUGUCGGUGAAUUACCGAUUAGCACCGGAAUUUCCGCUCCCGAUCGCGUUCGAGGAUUCGUGGCGCGCUCUCAAAUGGAGCGCCGAGGGCAAGGAGGAGUGGAUUGAGGAAUUCGCGGACCUGAGCCGUGUGUAUUUAGGCGGGGACAGCGCCGGCGCCAACAUAGCGCACAACAUGGCGAUGCGGGUCGGGUCGGAGAACCCGGAGGGGUUCAAUCUGCGGGGGAUUUUUCUCAACUGCCCCUUCUUCGGGGGCGUGGAUCCGAUUGGGAGCGAAACGACGGAGCAGUCCAAGAGAGGGAGGGAAUUCAGUGAGAGACUGUUGCGAUUCGUUUGGCCGGGGUUGAGGGACUGCGACGAGGCGUGGGUGAAUCCGGGUAAGGAUCCGAAGAUAUCGGGUUUGGGUUGCGGAAAGGUGUUGGUUUAUGUAGCGGAGAAGGAUUUUCUGAAGGAGAGAGGGUGGUAUUACAAGGAGGUGGUGAGCAAUUGUGGGUGGAAGGGAGAAAUCCAGUGCUUCGAGGUUGCAGGUGAGGACCAUGUUUUCAGUGUGAUUGUUCCUGAUAAUGAGAUUGGCAUCGCCAUGCUCAGAAAAGUUGCUUCCUUUAUCAAUAAUUAAUACCGUGUUAUAAAUAUAAGUACUACAUAUAGCUAUGAUCAAACACUAAAUCCUAGUUUGCUACAUAUAUAUAUUGUUCUCUGCAAUAUUCUCUAUAGUUUAUACUCCAUAUUGUAUAAUUUUUUUUUUGAUAUUAAUUAGUAUUGUAUAA
This is a messenger RNA of Salvia miltiorrhiza (redroot sage), 1381 nucleotides long. RefSeq names its product probable carboxylesterase 2. Lineage: Eukaryota; Viridiplantae; Streptophyta; Magnoliopsida; Lamiales; Lamiaceae. The transcript has a single exon. The record is from RefSeq and is a predicted model, not a curated record. Bases 298 to 1230 code for a protein of 310 amino acids. Gene Ontology annotation, molecular function: hydrolase activity.